CCAGAGAGAGGAACUGACCUGAGCUGCUUCAGGACCAGUGAAGCAGCUCAGGUCCUGCUGUCCCCUGGUUUCUGCCCGAGCGUCUCAGAGACGUUGUCCCCGCCCUGCCGUCCGUCCUCCACCCUCUGAUAAGACCAAACCUUUGAGCCGAUGAUAAGCAGCAGCCGACCCGUCGGACCUCGGCCCAGAGACGAGCGGAGGAACGACCGGCAGGACAGGAGGAGACUUGACUGGUAACCAGGCGGAAUGGACACAACUGGCAGAACCGGGACCAUCCAUGUCCAUCAGCAGGUUGGUCCAUCUAGACUGGUCCGGUCCGAGUCUCGGUGGAGGUCGUAUUCUCGGAGGCGCCGGAAGCAGCGAAGCAGCCUGUUGACAGGUGUUCACCUGGAGGCCAGGUACACAGGUCUGGCAGAGGAAGACGAGACUGACACGACUACCAAACUCCAGAAGCACCUGGACAAAAAACUGCUGGACCACUUCAGACAUCUGGCAGCCAGCAACCAGGACACCGACCAGGUGGACCUCCAGUUUCUGGAUGAGGUGAUCUCAGGCGGCGCCGACCCAAACUGCUCAGACAGAUACGGACAGACCAUCCUUCAUGAGGUGUCCAGAGCAUGGAGCGUAGAUGUGAUGCGGUUCUUUUUGGACCGCGGAUCAGACCCUCUGGGCUCGGAUCGGUUCGGAGUCACACCGCUGCACGUGGCCUCUGCCCUGGACUACGAGGACAUGGUCCAGUUCCUCCUGGACCGGGAAGCCGAUCCGAGCGCCCGGACUCUUCUGGACCAGCAGACCCCUCUUCACUAUGCCGCCAAGAACGACGCAGUCCGAUCCAUCAAGCUGCUGCUGCGCGCCGGCGCCGCCAUCGGCUGCACCGACUACAAGCAGCGGACGCCGCUGCAGCUCGCAGCCAGCAUAGAGCGCAGUGAAGCAGCUCAGGUCCUGCUGGAGCUUGGAGCGAGCGCUGGGGUGAAGGACUCUGACGGACAGAUGUGCAUCUCUGCUCUGAUUGGUCGGAUGAGUCAUGUGGCUCAGGAGGCGCUCCGUCAGUUCCACGUGACGGACAGAGUGACCAGACAGGAGUAUUUCUACCUGAACCUGCUGGAACCAGAGGCUGGCACACCUGGGGACCCAUCAGGUGCAGGAAUCAGUGAACCAACCACCCCACUGCAGGUUGUGGUUCUGGAGGGGAAACUGGACCUCAUCAUGAAUCCCGUCUUUCUCAAGCUCAUUGAGAUCAAAUGGAAACUGUAUGGCAGGUUGGGGGCGUGGAUUCUCCUUGUCCUCAACUUCCUGCUCAAUGUUUGUUGGACGACUGUGGCCAUUUCUAUGUCUGUCUGCCAAGACUCACCUGAUCGCUACACCUUUCCCCAGGACUGGUGGCGUGUUCUGCUGGUGGUGCUGGCGCUCCUGCUGACCCUGGAGGAGGUGUUCAGGGAGAUCCAGGACAUUGUGUUGUCGAGGAGGAAGCUCCACCUGCGACGGAGGUGGAUGGAGCGGCGUUUCCAGGACGACCUGCGCUGCUCACAUCCCAUGUGGCCUCAAGAGAGACAGUAUCUUCUGAAUCAGACCAGGAGGAUCCACAGGAUGAGGGGCAACUACAGCCGGGACCGCUGGAAUGUCUUUGAUUGGCUGGUCUACUCUCUGCUGACGGCUUCCUUCUGCGCUCACUUGGCCGACGUGUUGCAGCCAUCCGUCCUCCUGCACACACUCAGUCUGCGCCUCUUCUCCAUGUCCAUCAUCUUCCUCUGGCUGCGACUCAUGAAGCAUGUCCGAGCCUUCAGGUUAAUGGGGCCCUUCAUCGUCAUGCUGGGGAACAUCGUCGGGGAUGUGAUGUGCUUCCUGUUCCUGUAUGCUGAGAUCUUCAUCCCCUACGCCUGCAGCUUCUGGAUCAUAUUCGGAGGAACGCCCUCCGUUCCCAGCAUGCAGUCUGUCUCAGGUCUACUCUACAGCCUUUACCGGAUCACUCUGGUGGACGAGUACGAGUACGCUGCCAUGGUAACUGUGGACAACAUCAUGGCUCCUCUACUGUGUGGAACAUUCCUGGCAGCGUCCUCCAUCUUGUGUAUCAACCUCCUGAUUGCACUACUAACUGACACCUUCCAGAGGGUGCAUGAUAACUCCCGGGCUAAUGCCGUGAUGCAGCAGGCCGCCGUCAUCCUGCAGGUGGAAGACUCCAUGCCCCGCCUCCAUCAUUUCUAUGACAACCAGUACAUCUCCAAGCACUGCUCUCCACUGGGCGAGGCCUGCGAUAACGUCUCAGUGAGCUCCUGUUACCACCAUGAGUUUGGACAGGUCACAGGACAGGUGAGGGAGACUCUGGACCAGUUCCUGGUCCUUCAGAGGGAAGUGGAGGCAGCCAGCAGAUCAAGGUUCCCAAUAGAACAACACCAGCAGAACCAACAGCUUCAGGUCCAGGAGAACCAUGAGCUUCAAAACCUCUCCAUCCAAGAGUCUCAGACAGCUCAGAAACAGAAGCUUCAGGGACCAAAAAAACAUCACAACCAGAGCCAGGAGAGCCUAGAGAGACAGAACCAGCAGGUCCAAGAUCCCAAGAACCUGCAACAGGAACUCCAGGCCGUUCAGGCAGAGCUGAAGGAGCUUCGAUCUCUGGUCCAGCAGCUGGUCCAGAUCAGGAAUGACUUUGUUUGAGACCAGCUUGAACCUGGUAUCUAGUCUAUGACCUGAUGAACCACGAAGGUCCAUGUGGACUUACUGACUGAAAUGUUCUUGAUUUCAAAUGAAAAAUAAAGACCGAAUGAAGACAAUGCCACAUAAUGAGUU
Molecule: messenger RNA, 2784 nt
Organism: Xiphophorus maculatus (southern platyfish)
Lineage: Eukaryota; Metazoa; Chordata; Actinopteri; Cyprinodontiformes; Poeciliidae
Exons: 18
Coding region: 247-2652 (801 amino acids)
Biological process (GO): calcium ion import across plasma membrane
Cellular component (GO): membrane
Molecular function (GO): protein binding; calcium channel activity
Source: RefSeq, a predicted model, not a curated record